Tarenaya hassleriana is the source of this 495-nucleotide messenger RNA. RefSeq lists its product as uncharacterized. The transcript has a single exon. Bases 53 to 289 code for a protein of 78 amino acids. The record is from RefSeq and is a predicted model, not a curated record. NCBI's taxonomy places the organism in Eukaryota, Viridiplantae, Streptophyta, Magnoliopsida, Brassicales, Cleomaceae.
UUGAGUUUUACUACGGAACAGAAUAAGACUCGAGAGAGAAGAACAGGGAAAGAUGUCGGGAGCGCAGGGAGCGGAGCCGAAGGGAUCGGAGACGGCGACGAUGUACGAGUCCGUACAGGGAGGAGAGAACAAGACAAAGCUGGACAUACGGUCAAAGGAAGACGAAGGCGGUAUUCAGGUCGACACUCUCCAAGACAAACUCCCCGACGCCGCCGGAAAAGGUGGUCCCGUCUUCGGCGCCGGCAAAUACGACAACAAGCAGGAUCUCGGCGUCACCGGAACCGGCUAAGCGCUCUACCCAUGCAUAUAUGAAUAUGUGUAUAUAGAUGCAUGACUCGUUCGUGUCCGAAGAAUAAGAGGGCGUAUGCAUGCAUAUCUCUGCACUGGAUUGCGUAUGUUGAAAAAUAAAUCUUGAUAAACUGUAUCUCAAAGGUAUCGAGGGAGACUCAUGAGAGGCGUUGGAUUAUACAAAAAUCGUGGCCUUUCUCUAUUUCA